GUAUUGUCCUACAUUUAUACAAUACAUAAUGCAGACUUCAUAAUGAGCAUGAUGCAACAAACUUAAACACACGGAGAAAAAUAUGGCCAAGCAAGUGGAGCAGUAUCUACCAAUUUUGGAUGAGCUUGAGAAACCAGGUAUCGACAGCGAAGGAGUGGAAAAAGUUUACGCAAAAUGGGCAGAAGAAUAUGAUAAGGAUAUGGUAACUCUAAAUUACACUCAACCAAGUGUCUGUGCAGCCGAAUUAGAAAAAUGCUUAAAGAACAACAAAGAUGCGCUUAUUUUGGAGGCCGCCUGCGGAACCGGUUUAGGGGGUAUAGAGCUGACAAAGCGUGGUUUCCACAACCUCCAUGCCUUCGACAUGUGUAGUAAAAUGCUUGAAAAGGCCAAGCAGAAGAACAUCUAUAAAAAGGUUAUGUGCAUGAGGCUUGGUCCUGAGGGUCUGGAUAUCCCUGAUGACACGUACGAUGCGGUCAUGAUGACAGGAGCGGUAGGUAAUGCUCAUAUAGAUGGAAGCUGCUUGGGAGAAUUCAUUCGUAUUGUUAAACCAGGUGGUUACGUGGUGAUGGACACUAUUGGGAAAUACCUACAUGGCAGUGAAUAUGGAGGCAAAAGCUGGGAUGAGGUAAUCGAUGACUUCCUGAUGGCAGGACGCUGGGUCACGGUGACCAGAAGACAGGUGGAGAACGCGUUUAACAGUCUGGACGGGACGCAAUACGCUUUUCAAGUGAAGUAAUGUGGUAUAGGAG
This is a messenger RNA of Lingula anatina, 749 nucleotides long. RefSeq names its product methyltransferase-like protein 27. Gene Ontology annotation, molecular function: S-adenosylmethionine-dependent methyltransferase activity. The record is from RefSeq and is a predicted model, not a curated record. Lineage: Eukaryota; Metazoa; Brachiopoda; Lingulata; Lingulida; Lingulidae.